AUGAAGGGCGGCAAACUCCCGCCGCUGCUCAUCUUUAGGGGUAAGCCUACGGCGCCGGGUAUAACCCCCGCUGCCAACAGCAUCGAACGAGAGUUCAAGGUGGGCAAGGACAAGAAGGGGAUAGCAUACCCUCAGAGCGUUGUGUACGCCGUGGACGAUAAGGCGUGGCACACACAGCGCGUCUUCAGGGAUGUUUGGCUCCCCCAAGUGUGGAACCGGCGCCCGAGUCGCGAUGGGGUCCUGGGCAACUACCGUCAGCCGGACACACUGCUAUCGUGGGACGACUACACCGUGCACAAGACAGCCCUGUGCAAGGAAGCGAUGGACAAGUCCAACACGACGCUGUUUUUCGUCCCCCGAGGCCUAACGCCCAAGAUCCAGCCUUACGAUGGACUUAUCAACAAGCUGUUCAAGUCCAACAUGUCCAGGCCGUACGACAACCAUAUGGCCUCCACCGACGCCAUGCGCAACGACCGCGGCUACCUGGAUCCCCCAUCGAGGGGAUUGCUCGCGCAGUGGGUGAAGAAAGCGUGGAAUGAAGUGGACCCUGAGAGCAUUCGUUCGAGCUGGAGGAAGGCUGGCAUGACCCUUGCCUUCGAUGGAUCUGAGGAAGAGGCGUGGGCCAACAAGGAGCUCAACUCCGACGCCCAAGGGAAACCACUUCGUGCAGACGGCGACGCGGCCGCUGCCGGCGUGGAGGAGGCUGGCCCAUCGGAGGAGGGGGAGACGAUGGCCGAUUUGUUGGAGGUGUAG
Ectocarpus sp. CCAP 1310/34 is the source of this 753-nucleotide messenger RNA. Lineage: Eukaryota; Phaeophyceae; Ectocarpales; Ectocarpaceae. The record is from the annotation of a GenBank genome assembly.